AAAUAAUUCAGGGAAAGUUACACCCAUUCGAGUUAAAUCAUUUAUCAACAAAUCUGUAUAUAAAUUAAUUAAUUAUUCAGAUUUUGUAUAUUAAUUAUGAAUCAUCAUGAAGAAUUGUACAAUAUUCAUAGUAUUAGAGAAUACAGUAUCCAAUUUAAUGGCAAGCAGUCGAUUAAUCAAACGUUAUGAUUUGAACAGGUUAAAGGUUGAAAUUGAAUUAACUCUUAAAAAACCUACUUUAGCAGAACUUACUCAUUAUUAUCGUUUGAAUCGUUUAAUUCAAGCGAUUAAUGAAACUUAUCAUUUCUAUGAACAUUUAAUUAAUCAAUUAAAAUGGUUACAUACAAUAAUUAAAGAUGAAAGUAAUAAAAUGAAUUUUAUCAUUGGAAGUAUAUUAAAAUAUAGAAAUCAAAAUAGUAAUGGAAUACCAGUUGUAUACUACAUAUUCAAGAUAUCCAACAUAAUGGUUGAAAUAUGUGAAUCAAGAAAAUUAUCCAUAUCAAAUAUUAUAAACAAUCGAAUGGUUGUUGAAUAUAAUGAUAAUAAUAACUUGAUGAAUUCAACUAUUGAUUUGGAAAUAUUUAUAUCGGAAUUACAUGUUUUAGUGGAUUAUUUCUUUGAGUAUUUAUGUUAUUUCAUGGUGAAUUUACGCAAUCAAAUCUCAGUAAAUGAAAAUUUCAUUCGUUCUUUUACUUCAACUUCUUUUACAAUGUCAAUGAAAUCAUCCAACGUAUCAUCAUCAUCAUCGUCGUCGUCGUCGUCAUCAGCAUCAUCGUCAUCAAGACUGACAUGUCCAGUGAUUACAUCAAAUUCUAUAUCAAAAUUAAUUGAUGAUCUAAUAGACAUUGAAUCUCAUAUGCCUAUGAAAUAUAAUGAACAAUAUACUGAAGCACAAAAACGUUUAUCAAUAAGAAUCAAUCUACAAGUUAAUAAAAAUAAGGAAUGAAUAAGUUUGAUUAUUUUCUAAAAACCUACAUUUAAUAAUAAUGAUAUGUCUUAGAAACAGUUGUAUAAUGUAUUCUGUUCUUUUUAAUAUUCUCAUGUAUAUAUAUUCUAGCUAUUAAAAUAAUGUUAAAGUUGGUAAAAACAAUCUUGUGUAAAGCCAAAGUGUAACAUUGUAUUGGGGGGGGCUGACUCGAAAGUAAUUAAGAAGAUUUGUAACUCAGGAGGAUAUUUUCAGAGGCUGUAAAACAAUCCCCAUAUAUAUAUAUAUAUAUAUAUAUAUAUAUAUAUAUAUAUAUAUAUAUGGAUUCUAUGUAACGAAAUUUAUUUAUUUCUCUUUGUAAGUAAUACUUUGUCUAUAACCCUUCUGUACUUACAUAUAUUACAUUCAUACUUUAUGAUUUGUUUGAAGCUAACAUUUGAUUGAAACUAGCCAUAAGGUUGACAUCAAAUCAGCAUUUGUAAUGUUAUUCAAAAGCCUUCACGGACGUAUACUAAGGUUUAUUGAAGCCUUGACUAUACGGAAAUUGAAACCACCUUUAUGUAUGUCCUAACACUUAACCUACCCUGGUAAUACUGAUUUAUUAUACAAACUGUUAAUCAUAUUGUUUUUGUGUACUAUAUUAUUAUUAUUAUUUCUUACCUUUAACCUGUCUAGUUGACCUUUUAAGUUUCAUAUAAAAAUGUUCUAAACAAGUAUGUAAUGUGUGAUCAGAUUGUUCGAAAUGUA
Molecule: messenger RNA, 1672 nt
Organism: Schistosoma mattheei
Lineage: Eukaryota; Metazoa; Platyhelminthes; Trematoda; Strigeidida; Schistosomatidae
Source: the annotation of a GenBank genome assembly